AUGACUUCAAAUGUCCAAGAAGUAUCCGGUAGGUUCUUCGACUACAUUGUGGUUGGAGGAGGCACUGGCAGCUACCCCCUAGCUGCAACCUUGUCUGAGAAAUUCUCAGUGCUGUUGGUGGAACGAGGUGGCUCGCCUUACGGAGACCCCUUCAUCUUAGAGGAGAAAGUUAAAACACCAGUUGAAAAUUCCUUGAGGAAUGCAAAGCUCUCCUUCAAAGACCUAGAUGAGGUAAUACUUGUUGGUGGUUCAACACGUAUACCUGCUGUUCAAGAGCUUGUCAGGAAGUUGACGGGGAAGGAACCAAAUGUUACAGUCAAUCCUGAUGAAGUUGUUGCCCUUGGUGCUGCAGUUCAGGCUGGUGUAUUAGCUGGAGAUGUAAGCGACAUUGUAUUGUUGGAUGUGACACCACUGUCACUGGGUUUGGAGACCCUUGGUGGUGUCAUGACAAAGAUCAUCCCAAGAAACACCACUCUACCUACCUCUAAGUCAGAGGUAUUCUCAAUGGCUGCGGAUGGGCAGACAAGUGUAGAGAUCAAUGUUCUUCAAGGGGAGAGAGAAUUUGUUAGAGAUAACAAAUCUCUUGGUAGCUUCUGUCUAGAUGGUAUUCCGCCUGCACCACGUGGGGUUCCUCAAAUUGAAGUGAAGUUUGACAUUGAUGCCAAUGGUAUACUCUCCGUCGCUGCUAUUGACAAGGGCACAAACAAACAUCAGGAUAUUACCAUUACUGGUGCUAGCACCCUGCCUAAUGAUGAGUGUUGA
Molecule: messenger RNA, 762 nt
Organism: Rosa rugosa (rugosa rose)
Lineage: Eukaryota; Viridiplantae; Streptophyta; Magnoliopsida; Rosales; Rosaceae
Product: heat shock 70 kDa protein 6, chloroplastic-like
Exons: 4
Coding region: 1-762 (253 amino acids)
Biological process (GO): protein refolding; cellular response to unfolded protein
Cellular component (GO): chloroplast; cytoplasm
Molecular function (GO): ATP-dependent protein folding chaperone; ATP binding; ATP hydrolysis activity
Source: RefSeq, a predicted model, not a curated record